Octodon degus (degu) is the source of this 780-nucleotide messenger RNA. RefSeq names its product neurexin-1-like. The transcript is spliced from 2 exons. The coding region runs from base 1 to 780 and encodes 259 amino acids. The record is from RefSeq and is a predicted model, not a curated record. NCBI's taxonomy places the organism in Eukaryota, Metazoa, Chordata, Mammalia, Rodentia, Octodontidae.
AUGGGCGCGGCGCUGCUGCAGCGCGGGGGCUGCGCGCUGCUGUGCCUGGCGCUGCUGCUGCUGGGCUGCUGGGCCGAGCUGGGCAGCGGGCUGGAGUUCCCGGGCGCCGAGGGCCAGUGGACGCGCUUCCCCAAGUGGAACGCGUGCUGCGAGAGCGAGCUGAGCUUCGAGCUGAAGACGCGCGCGGCGCGCGGCCUGGUGCUCUACUUCGACGACGAGGGCUUCUGCGACUUCCUGGAGCUCGUGCUCACGCGCGGCGGCCGCCUGCAGCUCAGCUUCUCCAUCUUCUGCGCCGAGCCCGCCACGCUGCUGGCCGACACGCCGCUCAACGACGGCGCGUGGCACCGCGUGCGCCUGCGCCGCCAGUUCCGCAACACCACGCUGCUGGUGGACCGCGCCGAGGCGCGCUGGGUGGAGGUGCAGUCGCGGCGCCGCGACAUGACGGUCUUCAGCGGGCUCUUCGUGGGCGGGCUGCCGCCGGAGCUGCGCGCCUCGGCGCUCAAGGCCAGGCCUCCCGCGACCACUCUUGUCCCCUCGACCCAGCAGCUGCGCUCCGAGGCGCCGCCGCCCCCGGGAAGUGACGCUCCGGGAGGGUCCCGCUGGGAAAGCCCCGGGCGGGCUGUGGGAGCCGCAGGAAAGACAGCCGCAGGCACGCUGCCCUUCUCCCUGGAGCGCGGGGACCUGCUCGUGCUCGUGGGAAGGAAGGGCGGCGAUGGAAGGUUUUAUUCAGGAGCAGGAGGGAUUUUUGGAACUAAUACUGGUUUCCAUGGUUAUAUGUAA